UCGGGUGCGGUGUUGACGUACGCUUGCUGCUGCAUUUUUGCGAAAAAAUCCGUGUUUUUCGGCACCAGCGCUGCCAAAACUGUGGAGAGCGUGUGCGUGAAUGUGUCAUGCGUCGAGUGCAACCAUUUUUCGACCCUUCCCCGUAGGAUUCGACGGUGAAAAAUGUGAAUUUCCAUCGGUUCCAGCGAAGAACCGUGCGUGGUGGAGUGAUGAUGUUAGUUGCCUUAUGCCACCUCCGUCGUCGUCGUCGUCGUCGAUCGUCGUGUGGCCGCUUGGAAGGGAAAGCGAAUGCGAGUGAAUGAAAUAGAUUGUGUAGUACGUGUGCAACUCUUCGCUCCCGGGGCGGCUUUAGUGUAGUUCAGUUUUGUUCUACCGCUUGGUUCUGGUGUGCAGAAGAAGUCAAAGCAAUCCUUGUUGGUGGAUAAAGCAGAAGUUGUUGGGUUCUGUGGUGAUCAACGGUGGAUCGGUGUCGAUUGUUGCGGUGUCAAAAGUGCUCCAAAAGGGCUUUAGUAAAUGCUCUCCGUUUGUUGGCAGAAAAAGUGGUUCUAAGCAGACACCGUCAGCAGUGAAGUGUGGAUAAGUAACGUUUACUCGAAAAGAAAGCAAUUGAAAAGGCAAAAAAAAAGCAAAUCGGUGGUCAAGCACACCGACGUGAAAUGUGACAGCAUCUGCUGUAUGUGUCUCUUUCCAGAGAUAUAGGUGUCUCUAGUGCGAGAGAAAGUGAGAGAGAGAAAAGGAGCGAAAGAGCGCACCUCGACUCAACAGUGAGAGAGUGCGGUAGCAUCAUCAGGCGAGUGUGCUCACGUGUGUGCGUGGUGUGAUGAGAUUUAAAGAUGGCGGCAUCGACUAACAGAAGGAGAGAAAGCACCUUAUCGAAAUUAUCAUGUUCUCGAUGCUGCGGCGACCUGUUUGGCUAUCUUCUGCGGCUUCGCGUCAGCCCGGAGGAGCUGGAGCAGCGCUACAAAUCGCGCGAAAUUGACAAAUUUCUCGAGAAGGAUAAACAUGCAUUUCGGCGACAGGUCAAGCUGUUGCUGCUGGGCGCGGGCGAAUCCGGUAAAUCGACGUUUCUCAAGCAGAUGCGCAUCAUACACGGGAUCAACUUCGAGCCCGAACUCAUCCGAGAAUACCAACAUGUGAUCUACCAAAACAUAGUCAAGGGCAUGCAAGUGUUGUGUGACGCUAGAGAUAAGCUAGAUAUACCCUGGGAGGACCCGAAAUCGCAGCAGGCCGCGAACAAAGCGAUCCUGUUUCACAGCGGCUGCCUGCUGGCCGCCGAACAGUUCAACCAGUACGUUCCGUACAUCAGAAUCCUGUGGAGGGAUGGCGCCAUCCGGAAAGCGUACGACCGACGAAGGGAGUUCCAAAUUAGUGAUUCUGUUAGUUAUUUCCUAGAUGAAUUAGACCGAAUAUCGAGGUUAGAUUAUGUACCCACCCAUCGUGAUAUUUUGCACUGUCGCAAAGCAACUAAAGGUGUAUUUGAGUUUACGAUUAGGAUACAGAACAUUCCAUUUGUGUUCGUCGACGUCGGAGGACAGAGGACACAGCGCCAAAAGUGGACCAAAUGCUUCGACUGCUCCGUCACGUCGAUCCUGUUUCUGGUGUCGACCUCCGAGUUCGAUCAGGUGCUGGCUGAAGAUAGGCAAACGAAUCGCUUGGAAGAGUCACGGAACAUCUUCGACACCAUAGUGAACAACACCACGUUCCAGGGGAUCUCGAUCAUCCUGUUCCUGAACAAGACGGACCUCCUGCAGCAGAAGGUGAAAAACCCGGAGACGGACAUCCGCUGGUACUACCCGCAGUUCACCGGCAACCCGCACUCGAUCCUCGACGUGCAGAACUUCAUCCUGCAGAUGUUCAUGAACGUGCGGAAAAACACCAAAACGCCCAUCUACCACCACUUCACGAACGCGGUCGACACGCAGAACAUCCAGGUCGUGUUCAGCUCGGUCAAGGACACCAUCCUGCACCGGAACCUGUCCGCGCUAAUGUUGCAGUAGGAAAGGAUCCGGCGGGGGUGGUCCGGGCGCCGGGAGUGUUCGUUAUUGGUGUUUUUGGUUCCAAUUUCCGAUGGCUGACUUCGUUCCGUUCGUUUCGUGCUGCUGUCAGAAUAUCUCUAGCGUAACGAGAUAUGACUGUCCCCGUAUCGGUCGGGUUCAGAUAAGAUUGAGUGGACCCUUGUGAAUUUAAUUACAAAGAAUUUCCAAACAGCAGAAUACAUUUUUAUUUCCUUUAGAUCUAUUUAACGCUUUAACAGAAGAACUAUUGAUUAGCAUUUUCAUCACAAGAACCGAUAGGAGUUGCACAAUGUAGGGGAAAACCUUUUCUUCAAUUUUUCAAACAUCACACUUAAAAUUUUCUUUCUAUUGUUCCGUGUCCAAUUACUAUAAAUCAGUUGAAUUUAACUUUAUCAUCCACGCCUACUUGAUGAUCCGCGACCGGCACAAGAACAAAAGCAUGAACGAAGCAGUGUAUCAAAAAUCUGGAAUAUGCUUAGAAUCAUGAAAAGAAAAUCCAUAAAUGGACGGAAAAGGCACACAAUUUACACCAAAAACCAAAAACUAAUUUUAAUCAGAACAAAAUCACGCUCAUAAAACAAAUGUAUGAGAAAUAAUGAACCACGGGAGGGAGGGUGUGUUAGGGAAGAAGAAGGCAGAAACAACAAGUAUUUAAGAAUUAUUUGAAUACUAUUUGAAGUAGGCGCGCAGAGCCAGAGAGGGAAUAGGGAGUCACGUACUUUGGGGAAUAGAGAAUGGAUUGCUCGGAUUGGAAAAUAGCUGCAUAAUUAUUACACUUCAAUUUUAGUCAUAUACAUAAUUGCCAUAUGUGUUGUGUCUUUCGAUUGGUAUUAAGUUUAGAUUUGCCUUAAAAAUCUUUUUAUUUAACAUCCACAAUCAUCAUUUUUUUCUUUCGUAAAAUCAUCACCACAAGCGUGUGCCAUAAAACAGUGUGUGUGUGUGUGUGUCUCUCUCUAGAGGCACGAUAAGAUUUCGUUUCGUUUCAAUUGCCCAAUCCGAGCAUUUUCCUUUGAUCUUCCUUCGAGCAAAGACGUGCACUUUCCGAUGCACUUUUUCAGGUGGGGGUUUGUGCGCAAUUUCUAAGAAAGACAAAUCAUUAGAGUGUAGCUAAAUAGGAGAAGUAAAAACCCCGUCGGCAAUCGCCGCGCGGUUCGGUGGAGCAUCAUCACGCCUUGUACAUAGGAACUGAAAACACACCCCGAACAAUGCUGGUUCAUCCCUCCUACGCCACUCCGAGAAGGAAGGAAUGUGUAGGAAGGAUGUGUUUGUUUUGUAGCAUUUAAUUGCCAAACAUUGCGCGAGGGAAGGCGCACGAGGGGGAAAGGCAAUUAAGAAGGAAGUUACUUCUGCUAACUACGGUUAAUCGCUCGCUCAAGGAGAGACAAUGGGAAGGGAAAUACACGGUAGAUACUUUCCCAUCCCGAUGGAAGUAGAUAGAGAACCGUUCGAAACAGGAAGACACGUGUAUUGUAUUGUACCACAUUCAGCAUCCAAGUAGCCUACCAAUAUUCUAAUCCAAGUAAUCACACACGAAACGAAGAUACAGCAAGCCGCGGAGCGUAUCCUAGCAGCAUUAUAACGAGCAUUCCUUUCGACGACGAAUCCGUAGCCUAGCUUGGGCGGUCACGGUUUUAGGGUUAGAAGAUUCGCUUUUUUUUAGAUAACGAUGGAAGGCAAUAUACGGACCAAUAAUACUGUUACGAUUGCAUCACGCGAGGCGGAUAUGCUCGGUCAAAUGAAAUCCGGUGUAGGAUAACGAUAAACAAAAAACGCACACCAACAACAUGUCACUAUCCAUAUGAGGACGACGAAGGAAGGACAUGGAUGAUGUGUCUUUUUGGCAACGACAACUACAAGACUACUCUGGCGACCGGUUGGCCGGAUCCGUGUUUUUGCUAGAGACAUUUUGGACUCAAGUUUCUCGUAGUAUUCGUAGGAUGAAAAUCGGUUUUUGACGGGCAGGUCCUGUGUGUGGAGCCCUGUCGUGUUUUGUAAGCUUUGCCUUUUUUUGUCUCUCUUAUACAACUCGCUUUUGCGAAAACAUUGUGUGUCCUCGUAGGGACGCGGUGCAAGCGAAGGUGAAGGAAAACGAGUAGUUUAGGAAACCAAUGUAAACGUCCAACUGCCGCGACUCGGCCCUUUUCUGGCAAACAAGUUCAGCACAGGGAGGGAUGGAACAAAAAGCUUAAUGUGCUCGGUGCAAUAACCGGAAGGAAGUUAGUUAUUGAUCGUGGCGUACCGGAAUUCGUUUUAGUUUUUCCUCAGCUUUCGUUACUACUAACUCGCCAAAUAUGGAGCUCGCUCUGCCAUCGAGGAUCGAUGUUGAUCUCCUGCUCGGGAAAAUCGAAAGCGCAUGAAUGUUGAUUUCAUUUGAGGUAACGGAGGUGAUGGUGGUUGGAAAGGAACACGAGGGGUAACCAAACCGGGCUGAGACGAACCUCGGAAAACCCGUUAACAACGAGGAGCUGCUUGUGUAGUAUUUAUAUGUGGGUUUAUUUUUUAUUACGAAUUAUUAUGAUUAGGAUUACUUCUCAUUUCUUCUCCCCCUCACGCUCGCUGAAGCGAAUAUGUAUGAAUAUGUAUGGAUUUGUAUGUAUAUGUGAACAUAAAAAAUGAUAUAAGUUGUUGUUCGAUGUUA
This is a messenger RNA of Anopheles coustani, 4653 nucleotides long. It is a transcript of the gene cta, whose product is annotated as guanine nucleotide-binding protein subunit alpha homolog. The transcript has 6 exons. The record is from RefSeq and is a predicted model, not a curated record. Gene Ontology annotation, biological process: Rho protein signal transduction; adenylate cyclase-modulating G protein-coupled receptor signaling pathway. Lineage: Eukaryota; Metazoa; Arthropoda; Insecta; Diptera; Culicidae. Gene Ontology annotation, molecular function: D5 dopamine receptor binding; GTPase activity; guanyl nucleotide binding. Gene Ontology annotation, cellular component: brush border membrane; heterotrimeric G-protein complex. The coding region runs from base 834 to 1997 and encodes 387 amino acids.